UUUUGGUUAUAGGCUUCUAGCUGUCUGAUUUUAAUGUAUUGGUGUUUUUUUAAUUUAAGUGUUAGAUGUUUAUGUUUUGGUUGGGUUAGGUUGGUUAUUGGAAGUGUAGUUGAGUUUUUGGUUUCUUCCCAAGUAUCAACCAACGAAUUCGUUGAGUGUUCUUUUUAAAACACCAAGCAGCCUCUAACAGGAGCAGAGGGAGUUCAAGCACAACAAAAGAGCUCAUUCGAUGUGCAGUGGGCCGAAGAGGAACCUAACUCACCCUGCUUUUCUCAUGGACAAUGAUUUACAGAAACAAGAUGCCUUUACCUAUCAUUUCUCCCUUCUGCUUGAAUUGUCUGCCUCUGAUGAUCUAAUUGGGUUUCAGAGAGCGAUUGAAGAGGAGGGGCACCAUGUCGAUGAGCCUGGCUUGUGGUACGCACAGAGCAUCGGCUCCAAAAAAAUGGGGAUCGAGGAGCGCACCCCCCUAAUGAUUGCCGCCUUAUUUGGAAGCAAAGAUGUCUUAAAUUACAUUCUUGAUAUGGGCUGUGCUGAUGUGAAUAGGCGUUUAGGCUCUGAUGGGGCCACUGCCCUGCACUGUGCUGCUGCAGGAGGCUCUGCUUCUUCUCUUGAGGUUGUCAAGCGAUUGCUCGAUGCCUCUGCUGAUCUUUAUUCUGCUGAUGCUAAUGGAAAUCGUGCAGCUGAUUUAAUUGCUCCGCUUGUCAGUUCUGGUUUUAAUUCUAAGAGAAAGGCACUCGAGAUCAUGCUAAAGGGUGGUAGCACUGGUGAAGAUGCUUGUUUUUUGGCCGAUCACAAUCCUAUGCACAUGGAUGGUCAAGAACUACUAGAAGUUUCAACACCAAGGUUAUUGAAAGAUGGGACCGAGAAGAAAGAGUAUCCUGUUGAUCUUACUCUUCCAGAUAUAAAAAAUGGUAUAUAUGGUACUGAUGAAUUUAGAAUGUACACAUUCAAGGUGAAGCCGUGCUCAAGGGCCUAUUCCCAUGACUGGACCGAAUGCCCUUUUGUUCACCCUGGUGAGAACGCUAGACGGCGGGAUCCAAGGAAAUACCACUAUAGCUGUGUUCCAUGCCCUGAGUUUCGGAAGGGAUCAUGCAGGCAGGGUGAUGCCUGUGAAUAUGCACAUGGUAUUUUUGAGUGCUGGCUUCACCCUGCCCAGUAUCGCACCCGUCUCUGCAAAGAUGAAACCAGCUGCGCAAGGAGGGUUUGUUUUUUCGCUCACAAGCCUGAAGAGCUUCGUCCCUUGUAUGCCUCAACGGGUUCAGCUGUGCCUUCACCUAGAUCCUACUCAGCCAAUGAUAUGGGAUCUAUCAGCCCACUAGCUCUAGGCUCUCCACCUGUAUUGAUGCCAUCUUCAUCAACCCCUCCAAUGACUCCCACUGGGUCCUCAUCUCCGAUGGGUGGUUGGCCAAGCCAGUCUAGCAUCGUGCCUCCUACCUUGCAGCUUCCUGGUAGCAGGUUGAAAUCUGCACUCAGUGCUAGGGAUAUGGAUUUAGACAUGGAGUUGCUCGGGCUUGAUAGUCACCGACGUCGGCAACGAAUGAUGGACGAGUUAUCUGGUCUAUCCUCACCGUCCAGCUGGAAUAAUAGUGGUUCAGCUUUUGCUGCCUCUGGGGAUCGAAACGGGGAGUUGCACAGGCUUGGAGGAGUGAAGCCUACUAACCUUGAAGACAUUUUUGGAUCUCUUGACCCUUCAAUUUUGCCACAGUUGCAGGGAUUCUCCAUGGAUAGUGCUGCAUCCCAGUUGCAGUCUCCUUCGGGAAUUCAGAUUCGCCAGAAUAUUAACCAGCAGCUCCGCUCGAGCUACCCGACAAAUUUUUCAUCCUUUGGAAUGGAUCCCUGUGGUGCGGCUGCAGCAGCUGUAAUGAGUUCGAGGUCUGCUGCCUUUUCGAAGAGGAGCCAGAGCUUUGUUGAACGAGGCGCUGGGAACCGCCAUACUGGGUUUUCCCCACCAACUUCUUCUGCAACCAUGAUGCCUUCAAACCUUUCAGAUUGGGGUUCCCCUGAUGGAAAAUUGGACUGGGGUAUCCAAGGUGAAGAGCUUAAUAAGCUGCGGAAAUCUGCUUCAUUCGGCAUCCGAAACAAUGGCAGCAGUUUGUCAGCAGCAGCGUCAAUGGCAGCUACAAGAGUUGAUGAGCCAGAUGUGUCCUGGGUUCAGUCCCUGGUGAAGGAUGCCCCGCCUAUGGGAUUUGAACAGCAGCAGCAAUGCCAUCUUAACACUGGAGAAAUGCUUCCAGCCUGGGUGGAGCAAUUGUACAUUGAGCAGGAGCAGAUGGUGGCUUAAAAGAACCAUCUGGUGCCUACAUUUUAACUAGUUAUUUGUUUUCCAUUUUUUGAUAUUUUUUAAUUUAUAUUUAUACCUAGUAGGAACAAAAGAAGGGACUGAGAGAGAGAAGAAAGGACGAAGAGUGAAAAAUUCUUUUUCUAGUAAUUUGGUGAUGAGAUGAGAGUAAAGGGGGCUGAUUUGAUUUGACCAAGUGUUGGAUUAUUUGUACUUUGUAGGUUCUGUAUACAUUACAUUAAUUAAUCAAUAAAACAUAUUAUAAAAAUUUCAAUGCA
Mercurialis annua (annual mercury) is the source of this 2556-nucleotide messenger RNA. RefSeq names its product zinc finger CCCH domain-containing protein 66. Gene Ontology annotation, molecular function: protein binding; metal ion binding. The transcript has 2 exons. The coding region runs from base 230 to 2281 and encodes 683 amino acids. The record is from RefSeq and is a predicted model, not a curated record. Lineage: Eukaryota; Viridiplantae; Streptophyta; Magnoliopsida; Malpighiales; Euphorbiaceae.